UGGCUUUUCCUGUGAGCUGGGAGGGUUUGCUUCUCAAUCUGCUUUGUCGGUUGGUUUUGUGGCCGGUGGCGUCCCCUGGCAGGGCUGGUGCUUCCCCAGCGGGAAGAGGAACGGCGGUGGCCGCGGGAGGGCUGGGCCCAGGCAGCCGGGGAGCCCUCUGGGGCUUUGUGUUCGGCCGCGUCGAGGAGGAGCUGCAGGGGGUGGAGCGGGUCUCCCCCGGGGGGCUCGGUGCCGGUGCAGCGCAAGCUGUGGGGGUCAGAAGGUGCUGGGUUGGGCUGGGGAGCCUUGGUACAACCCGCCGCAGGUGCGUCCCUCGGGGCCUCUCGGCCGAGCGGACGGGAGAGCAGCCAGCACGUCUCCUUCUCCGGGGCUUGGCGCUGGUUGCCUGCAGGGAGAAGGUGUUUUUAGGUUACUUCACUCUCAGGUCUGGCCUGACGUGGUUUCAUGUAUCUAGAGCACGAGGAAAAGGCUUUUCGCAGCAAACUGGGAGGGAAACAAAAAGGGGCGUUUUUUACUGUUUGAUCUGAAAGCGCUUGAGAGCGAGGAGAACCUAGGUCAGAUUUUGUGCGUUCCUCCCUCUGUUGUUUGGGUUUUUUGUGUGUUUUGUUUGUUUGUUUGGGGGUUUUUUGCCAUUUGUAAUUUGUUACUUUGCUACCUGUAACACAUUACUAAGGAAGUGACGUGUUGAUCCCCUACACCAGUGCUUGUACAAUCAAAACUUACCCAAAUACAUUAUUUCCACCAGACAUGCCUGAGGUCACCUAAUCCCGUUGUCUGCAGAGUGGUUCAGGUUGUUCUAGUAAGGGCUUCCUGCUAGCAGGACUCUCCCACAAGCAACUGAUGCCUGGAGGUUCAAAUAUGUCCCAGGGCAGACAUCUGAGCCCAGCCUAGGGUUACUGUUAGGGCCAGGACUAGAGUGAGGAGAAUGAGAAGUAGGAAACCUAUAGGCAUUAUAGAUGGGUGCCCAGGUAUGGUUUUUUCUAGAGUGGUAGAUGGCUCUUGCCCUUUUUUCACCAUGGGAUGCUAUGAUUUGGACACUACUCUUCCAGUGACAAGACCUUUACCUGGAUGGCAGGCAGGGUAUGCAUCAAGUGCUGCCACAAGUCAUCUGGAAGAGAAGGAAAACAGAGUCGAUUUUCUGCUCUGUGUGUGGCUUAGCAGAUUGGUUUCAGGUUGUAACACUGAUGCUCUUGACCACACUGUUUAUCUCCAGUCAUAAUGCAUAGAGAAGGGAAUGGAGUCAUGACUCCUGCCCUCCCUUUUUGACUUUGAAACAGACAGUAAGCUGAUGGUACCCUGUUCUGAUCACUCCUAAUCACCUAAAACUUCAUCCUUUCCUUUUGGGAUGUAACAUGGGUGGAGACCACUGUGUGGGGAGAAAGAUGAGUGGCUGCUGAAAGCCUGUGGUAAGUUGGAUGUUGAUUGUCUUCUAAGUCAGUAAGUGGGUAAUCAGAAAAUCCCCAUUGGCUUGUCUGCAAAGCAAUUACAAAGGUUUGCUCUCUCUAAUGGAAAAAGUUAAUGGCUUUAAAGCAGAAAGAUUUUCUCAGUUGAAGCAGAUGCAUGGAUUACAAGUUCAGAAGAAAGUCUCUGAUGCUGUUCAGUAGGCAUAAAUCCCAUAAAGCAACUUUAAUUAUGCUCUGGCUGUGUGUUCAAUGAAGAACAGAAUCUGUAUUCGUGCUGCAACCCACCUCCUUCUCAAAAUAGUGAACUACGACUUGCUACAGAAGCCCCUAGUUAAGGUUUUGAAACUGUCAGGGUUUGGUCAGAAGAAGGCUGGACCACCCUGGUGACAUGCCUCAUGCCCUUUGAAUAGGAAAUACCUUACUCCUAACAAUGCAAGAGCCUACACAUCCCAAAACAGAGUGCACAAGUGCUCGUGCUUCCCCUGUGACUGAUACCCAUCUCAGCUGUGAACGGAUGCCAGAGAGCCCGUAGUCAAGCUCCAGGCUCAGCUGGAGAGGAGCAUCUGUUGGCUGCUGUGGCUUAGAUGUGCUCUCCUCCCUUUCCUCAUAGGAGCUGUGAGACCUAGAAGGGAUGAGUGGAAGAGGAGUCUUGCAAAGAAGUAUCGUUUCCCUACCACAUGGAUUACUUUCCACAAACUGUGAUGAAAAGGCUCUGCAUUUGGUGUUUUGAUUUUCGCCAGUUGCUCUGCAGGAAAGGAUUGUGCAACAGUCGAGGAUUACUGAGCUUUUGGAAGAAGCAGAGAACAUGCAUUCGGAUCUCAAACUCCAGAGGGGGAAGAUUCUUUAACUGUGCAGUAUCAGAAAUUGCUUAAAUUAUGGAUAACCUGCUGCAUAAGUCUGCCUUGUCCUAUUUCAUAAAGCUUCCUAUCCAUGCAAUUUGGAAACUUGUAUCGGCAGUGAAAGACAAGAGGACUCAAGAAAAGGUUGCACGUCUUCAAAAAAUCCCUGAUGGUGACAAUGAGACAAUGAUUCCUGUACUGUCUUCUAAAAAAGCAAGUGAAUUGCCAUUUGAUGAAGUUGCAAGCAUUCUGCAAGCUAAUCUUCAGAAUGGCUUAAAAAACUGUGAAGUUUGUCAUAGACGGGCCUUCCAUGGAUGGAAUGAAUUUGAUAUUAGUGAAGAUGAACCACUGUGGAAAAAAUAUAUUUCCCAGUUUAAAAAUCCGCUUAUUAUGCUUCUCCUGGCAUCUGCAGUCAUCAGUGUUUUAAUGCAUCAGUUUGAUGAUGCUGUCAGUAUCACUGUGGCAAUACUCAUUGUUGUUACAGUUGCCUUCGUUCAGGAGUAUAGAUCAGAAAAAUCUCUUGAAGAGCUUAGUAAACUUGUGCCUCCAGAAUGCCAUUGUGUACGAGAAUGUAGAGUGGAACAUACACUUGCCAGAGAUUUAGUCCCAGGUGAUACAGUCUGCCUGUCAGUUGGAGACAGAGUCCCGGCUGAUCUACGAUUAUUUGAGGCUGUGGACCUUUCUGUUGAUGAAUCCAGUCUUACGGGCGAGACAGCUCCUUGCUCUAAAUCUGUAACUCCGCAGCCAGCAGCAACCAAUGGAGACCUUACUUCUAGGAGCAAUAUUGCUUUCAUGGGAACAUUGGUCAGAUGUGGAAAAGCAAAGGGGAUAGUUAUUGGAACAGGAGAAAACUCUGAAUUUGGGGAGGUUUUCAAAAUGAUGCAAGCAGAAGAGGCUCCAAAGACACCUCUGCAGAAGAGCAUGGAUCUCUUGGGAAAACAGCUCUCCUUGUAUUCCUUUGGUAUAAUAGGAGUCAUUAUGCUGGUUGGUUGGUUGCAAGGAAAGCAUAUACUUGAUAUGUUCACAAUUGGUGUAAGUUUGGCUGUAGCUGCAAUCCCUGAAGGACUUCCAAUUGUGGUAACAGUGACACUGGCCCUUGGUGUGAUGAGAAUGGUGAAGAAACGGGCUAUUGUAAAAAAACUGCCUAUUGUUGAAACUUUAGGUUGUUGCAAUGUCAUUUGUUCAGAUAAAACUGGAACUCUGACAAAGAAUGAAAUGACUGUUACUCAUAUUUUUACUUCAGAUGGGCAGCAUGCUGAGGUUACUGGGGUAGGUUAUAACAGGUUUGGAGAAGUGAUGCUUGAUGGUGAAGUUAUUCAUGGUUAUAACAACCCAUCCAUUAGCAAAAUUGUUGAGGCCGGUUGUGUGUGCAAUGAUGCUUUGAUUAGAAACAACACGUUAAUGGGGAAGCCAACAGAAGGGGCUUUAAUUGCACUUGCUAUGAAGAUGGGUUUAGAUGGAGUCCAGGAAGACUACAUAAGGAAGGCUGAAUAUCCCUUCAGCUCAGAACAAAAAUGGAUGGCUGUUAAAUGUGUUCACAGAACACAGCAGGACAAACCUGAAGUUUGCUUUAUGAAAGGUGCUUAUGAACAAGUCAUUAGGUACUGUACAUCCUAUAACUGUAAGGGACAGACUCUACCUCUUGUUCAGCAACAGAGAGAGCAAUACCAGGAAGAGAAGACAUCUAUGGGCUCUGCAGGACUUAGGGUUCUGGCGUUAGCUUCUGGUCCUGAAUUAGGACAACUGACUUUUUUGGGGCUUGUGGGAAUAAUUGAUCCUCCACGGACAGGUGUAAAAGAAGCUGUUAGUACGCUGAUCACCUCGGGAGUUGCAAUAAAAAUGAUUACUGGAGAUUCACAGGAGACUGCAGUUGCCAUUGCUAGUCGACUAGGAUUGUAUUCCAAAAAUUCACAGGCAAUCUCUGGAGAAGAAAUAGAUGAUUUGGAUAUUCAGCAGCUUUCUCAAAUAACACCAAAGGUUGCUGUAUUUUACAGAGCCAGUCCCCGACAUAAAUUGAAGAUUAUAAAGUCCCUGCAAAAUAAUGGUGCAGUAGUAGCUAUGACAGGAGAUGGAGUGAAUGAUGCUGUUGCUCUGAAGGCUGCGGAUAUUGGUGUAGCAAUGGGACAAACCGGAACAGACGUUUGUAAAGAGGCAGCAGAUAUGAUCCUUGUGGAUGAUGAUUUUCAGACAAUAAUGUCUGCAAUUGAAGAGGGUAAAGGAAUUUAUAAUAACAUUAAAAAUUUUGUUAGAUUUCAGCUGAGCACGAGUAUAGCAGCACUGACUUUAAUCUCAUUGGCUACAUUAAUGAACUUUCCUAAUCCUCUCAAUGCCAUGCAGAUCUUAUGGAUCAAUAUUAUUAUGGAUGGACCUCCAGCUCAAAGUCUUGGGGUGGAGCCUGUGGAUAAAGAUGUUAUUCGGAAACCUCCGAGAAAUUUGAAGGACAGCAUUCUGACCAAAAACCUGAUUGUUAAAAUACUGGUUUCAUCAAUAAUUAUCGUGUGUGGAACACUCUUCGUCUUCUGGAGAGAGUUAAGAGACAAUGUAAUAACUCCUCGAGAUACAACAAUGACUUUCACCUGUUUUGUAUUUUUUGAUAUGUUCAAUGCUUUGAGUUCUAGAUCUCAGGCAAAAUCUGUGUUUGAGAUUGGACUUUGCAGUAACAAAAUGUUCUGCUAUGCCGUCCUUGGAUCCAUAAUGGGGCAGUUACUGGUCAUUUACUUCCCUCCACUUCAGAAAGUUUUCCAAACAGAGAGCCUCAGUAUCUUAGAUUUACUGUUUCUUCUGGGACUCACUUCCUCUGUGUGCAUAGUGACUGAGAUCAUAAAGAAGUUUGAAAGAAGCAAGGAAAAGAUCCAGAAACGUGGAAGUUCUUCUUCAUCAACUUCGUCUUUUCUUGAUGUAUGAUGCAUAUUGCAUUCUUUUGUUUGCAAACUUAGGGAUUGCUGUCUAAAGAUGUAGGAGAAAGCAAAACAAUAUUUGGAGGAUAAAUCCCAAGGGUUUUUGACAAGCCCUUCGUUUCACUGGCUAAUGAUGAACAUUCAUGUUUCAAGACUGUUUAGAAUUUAACUUCCAGCUGUGGGAGUAACAAAUGAAAUUAUGCAACUUUGGUAACAUUUUUUCCUCAAACAUAAAUUUACUUUAGAAAUUGACUGGGACUGGGGGGCGGGGAGGGGGUGUGUGUUAAUUUAAAGCAAGACCUAAGCCCAAGUCCCAUUUUCUGCACUUAAAAGAUACAACUGUGUAAAAUCCUUCUCUUAGAUAUAAAUAUUUUAGUUUGUUUUUAUUUAAAACAUUGUACUAUUUUACGGUGGUGGGACUUUGCUACUAAUACAAGGAUAAAACAAUAUUUCAGAGGCAUUCCACUGGGUUUAGAGUCUGUCACAAGAGUGCCAUAUUCUAGCUACUGUAUUUAUUUACUUUAUCCUGCAAUGUGUAAGCGGCUCAAGUACCUUGUGCUACAGGUUUUUUGUAUCCCAAGUUGUUUGGUUUUUUUUUUGCACAGGAUGUGACCGCUAUUGGAUCACUGUUUUUCUUUUCUUUUUCUGUGAUUGGAAAGCCUAUACUGCAAUUUGAAGUAAAUGUUUGCUUUUCUUAAAA
Messenger RNA from Apus apus (common swift), 5839 nucleotides. RefSeq names its product ATPase secretory pathway Ca2+ transporting 1 (gene ATP2C1). Gene Ontology annotation, cellular component: endoplasmic reticulum; plasma membrane; Golgi membrane. The transcript is spliced from 29 exons. Gene Ontology annotation, molecular function: P-type calcium transporter activity; ATP hydrolysis activity; ATP binding. Lineage: Eukaryota; Metazoa; Chordata; Aves; Apodiformes; Apodidae. Gene Ontology annotation, biological process: manganese ion transport; intracellular calcium ion homeostasis; calcium ion transmembrane transport. The record is from RefSeq and is a predicted model, not a curated record. Bases 2279 to 5146 code for a protein of 955 amino acids.